Messenger RNA from Populus euphratica (Euphrates poplar), 615 nucleotides. RefSeq lists its product as uncharacterized. The transcript is spliced from 3 exons. The coding region runs from base 260 to 589 and encodes 109 amino acids. NCBI's taxonomy places the organism in Eukaryota, Viridiplantae, Streptophyta, Magnoliopsida, Malpighiales, Salicaceae. The record is from RefSeq and is a predicted model, not a curated record.
UUAAAAAAUUAAUUUCUAAUUUUCCGGCUGCCCAGAGCAGUCAUGCUACGCACAAACUUGCUCAAUGUUUUCAAGCACUUUCUUCUUCUUUUUUAACCUUUCUUUCGAAUGGCUGCAUCUCAAGCAGCUCUCAUCUCACACACAGGUUUUUCCUGGAAAAAGUAUCAGGUCCAAGAUGAGAGGCUCUAGACAGGAGAGGUGCCAAGAAGCAGAGCUUUAUAUGACAAUCCAUUAAGGUAAGAAAAGCCAGCCUCCUCUGAUGCUUCACAUGUCAAUCCGUUCAUUCAACUGGACAAGGCAUGAAGCUCCUUGCAUUUCUAACAUGGUACAGGCAAAGGAUUCCGAGUUAUACAAGCCAGUAUUGAUGGAGUCCUACACCUCACCGGGGGCUUCAUAUCCUGCAUUAGUUUUCUGGUUUGAAUUGCCAUUAGUUGCAUUGAGGUUCGACAGUAGUCUUCCACAUCAUCAGGUACAUUUUCUCUGUUUUGAGGUUGCAGUAUUGAUAGCACACCAAUCCAAGGGUAAAUGUGAGCUACAGAUUCAAACCUUUCGGGAGUUCAGUGCUCAAACAUCAUAUUCCCAGAAAUGAAGUCAAAAGAUACGACUCAUCAUCGC